Patiria miniata (bat star) is the source of this 3330-nucleotide messenger RNA. RefSeq names its product cholinesterase 1-like. Lineage: Eukaryota; Metazoa; Echinodermata; Asteroidea; Valvatida; Asterinidae. Gene Ontology annotation, molecular function: acetylcholinesterase activity. Bases 405 to 2291 code for a protein of 628 amino acids. Gene Ontology annotation, biological process: choline metabolic process; acetylcholine catabolic process. The record is from RefSeq and is a predicted model, not a curated record. The transcript has 12 exons. Gene Ontology annotation, cellular component: plasma membrane.
GCAGAGGGCGCCCAUCAAAACCCGAAUUUUCGGGGUUUUUAAAUUCACUUCCGCCCCCGGGUAGACUUUUUCCCGGGGAUUUUCUUAAUGUGCGGAGCAUCGCAGACGGGUUUUAUUUCACAGCAAUUUGGCGAUUCCCCGAAAGUUAAGAUGCCAAGAGCGAAGAAGCGUUUUCCUGGGGAGAUUGGAGAUGCUGCUGGACCGAAGAAGAAGUCGAGAGGGGCCGGUGCAGGCGGCGGGGUGACCGGAGCUCGGGCGGCCGACUCUCAUGACUCUGGGAUGGAAACAAUCGACCUGGAGGACGAUACUGCUUCGAAACCUCCACAGGGGAGCAAGUUGCUGAAAAACCAGAUUAGGAAAUCUGACAGGCGUGUGGUGGUAAUUUGAAGAAACGACUACCAACCAUGGGUAGCAAUUGUUUGAGGUUGCAAGUCGUCCUAUCCCUUGGCCUGCUCAUGGCACUAACUGCCGCCCAGGAUCAGCCCACCGUGACCGUGGAACAAGGCGACCUGUUCGGCACCACCGAGAUUUUCCAGGAGUCUGAAUUCCUCAAGGUGAACAAGACCAUCGAUGUCUUCAAGGGGAUACCGUUUGCUGAGCCUCCCGUGGGCACGCUGCGGUUCAAGCCCCCGGUGGCCAAACAGCCCUGGGAGAUAACUUACAACGCUACGUACUUCAGAGAUGCUUGUGUACAGAUAGACUCUGCCUUUGUUGGAUCGCAUCCAAGGAGCGAAGACUGUCUGCAUCUGAACAUAUGGGCACCGCGCCCAGGCGUGCAAGGGGGCGCUGCAGUUAUGGUCUGGAUCCACGGAGGUGCCCACAUGGGUGGAACGGCCACCUCCAACCAAUAUGAUGGAGUGGCAUUGGCCGCCUUUGGUGACGUCAUUGUUGUCAGCAUGAACUAUCGAGUCAACGUCUUCGGCUUUCUGUACACAGGUGAUGAAGGCGCACCAGGUAAUGUGGGUCUUCGUGACCACAUCCUUGGCCUGAAGUGGAUUAAGAACAACAUAGCAGCUUUUGGCGGGGACAGUGAACGGAUCACGAUCUUUGGCGAGAGUGCGGGAUCAGCCAGCGUCAGUUUUCUCUUACUGUCCAAGGAGGCUGAGGGGUUGUUCAGCAAUGCUAUAAUGGAGAGUGGCACCGUCUUCGCUCCGUGGCCGUUCACUGAAGACAAGGACCGGCUCCGUCGGUAUUCCUUUGAUAUCGGGGAGAAAGUCGGCUGCACUGCAGAGGAGAGCGCCGCUCUGUUAGACUGCCUGCGGACCAAGGACUCCUUGGCUGUUUUCAACGCCGCGACAUCAAUCAGCAGCAACACGCCCCAUGUGGUUGUGGACGGGACCUUCCUGGAUGACACACCGGCCAACCUGUACGCCAAGGGGGAGUACAUCCACGCCAAGCUUCUCAUGGGGUCAACCAGGGACGAAGGCACAGUGUUUACCUUUAUCAAUCCAUUAUUCCAACCGUACAUGAUCAACAGUACAUCAGAUGAAAUUCCCAUCCUGCCGAGGGAUAUUGUCGUCCAAGCAAUCUCUGAAGAGGUAGUCAAUUUAUUCGGCGGUGCAAACGACCAGUUGGUAGCCGCUAUCGAACAGCACUACGUUGACUGGUCCCAGGCUGACAAAGAAGACGCCAAUUACUUCUGGACCUUCGUGGGCUACAGCACCGAUGGCCAAUUCGCCUGUGGAACCGAUCGGGUGGCACGUUACCACGCCCAAGGUGACGAUGACGUCUUCAUGUAUCAGAUGAGACGCCGCGACGUCUUGUACAGUACGCUGGGAGACCUCUUCCCCUCGUGGUUAGGGGCCACCCACGGAGCAGAUAUCUGGUUUGUUUUCGGCCAUCCAUUCCUUCCGGAGAACCGGCCGUUCUACGGGAGCAUGUUCGACGACGACAAGGCGCUGUCCGUCAAGUUUAUGGAGUUCUGGACCAGCUUUGCCAAGACCGGGACCCCUGACGCCUCAGGUGUGUGGCCCAAGUUUACCGUCCCGGAGUUGGAGUACAUAGGCCUGGAUGUGAACCUGACAACAGGAAGAGCUCUCAAGAGCGAAGAGUGUCACUUCUGGAACGUCAUUGCAGACAAGCUGAGGACUUUGCCAAGAGGAAGCUGUACAUCUGACCUGUGGCGUGAGACGAGCAAGGGUCGUUAUUCGUGUGUCAUUGAGGAGGAUCUCUGUGAUGCUUUAGACUGCAAAGACGAAACUCCGCAGACUUGUGCUGCGGGAGGGGUGUUCGCCAUGAAACUUCUAAUGGCUGCCGUUGCUUUCGUGAGUUUGAUCGUGGCCAAGCAGUAAAUGGUUGGAAGAAAGAUGGCGGAUCUGCAAAAAAAUGCAAACCUCCUCCCCGAAGUGUGUUGGUCUGUAGAAAUAUCCAACUGCACACCUUUGAUGUACCGCUAUCGCCCUGGGCCCAAUUUCAUAAAACAUGUAAGCACAAAAAUUUGCUUAGCACAAAAAUGCCUUGCUCGGGAAAAACAGGUUACCAGCCAAAAAUCCAUGUGAAUUUUAAGCUAAGCGUACAACAGCUGAACACCAGUCACAAGCAAUAUCCAACACUUAAAAAAUUUGGUUGGUAAUCCUGUUUUUAUCAAGGAAGAAUUUUCACGCUAAGCAAAUUUUUGUGCUUAGCAGCUCUAUGAAAUUGGCCCCUGGUCAUACCAAGUAAUUUAAGUAGUCAAGCGUUCUUUCCUUUAAAUGAAGAAAUUCAUUCGUACUCUACAAGACAACAAAACCUUAUUCACUUACCUGGUUCUUGUAGAGUGGAUGUUGUAUCUGCUAAUUAUCGAUAUAAUUUGCCUGACAUUUUUAAUUCCCUACCUCAGGAUGUUAGAAAUUAUGUUAAUACUUCUAGAAUUGUUUUCGUCAAACAUCUCAAGGAAUUUUAUUUGUCAAAAUAUGCAAAUUUUGUGUGUACGAAACCCAAUUGCUAUUCAUGUCUUCAAUCAGCGAGGCAGUAUUUAGUCGGAUUUUUGUAGACUUUUUUUUAUCAUUUAGAUUGUGCUUUUGAUACACCUUUCCUAUACUAUAAUUACUUUUUGUAUAUUGAAAUGCUAUGUGACAAUAUGAUGAUUGUUGACGACAGUUUUGGGUGCUCCGAUUACAGAAGGCUAGUCCUUCUCUGGAUGACACCCCCAUUCAUACUCCAAUUCUGCUUAUUAUUUAACUACAUUUAUUUAUAUUAUAUUAUGUGAACUGUUGCUUAUGUAUGUACAUGUAUGAAUGGAAAUAAAACAAACAAACAAACAAACGAACAAACAAGUAGAAAGCUGAUACAAACAUUGGCUACUUUGCGAUUAAGCUCGGUCUUUAUAAUUAUAAAAAAUAAUGAAAAGAA